Effrenium voratum is the source of this 660-nucleotide messenger RNA. Lineage: Eukaryota; Dinophyceae; Suessiales; Symbiodiniaceae. The record is from the annotation of a GenBank genome assembly.
AUGGCGCGGCGCUCCAAGAUCGCUCUGGCCGGCGCGGCUGCAGGCUCCCUCGCACUUCUGAACUUGUCAGAGGGUUUCGUCGCCGCGCCGAGUGCUGCAACCACUGCAACCUCCGCCGGCGCUGCCACGGCAGCCACCGCCGCUCCGCGGGCGGAGGGCUCCGGGUCCCUGCUGCCCAUCGCCUGCGGCGGCGCGGUGGCUGCGGGCUUGGCCAGCCGGGCAGGUCGCCCACGGCAGGGAGCGCGCAUCCCGACCACCGUCCAGGUAAAGGACAGCGCUGUGACGCGUCGGGCUUUGGACCAGUCCAGCCGCUAUGCUGAUUUGUCCCUGGAUGAGGCGACUCUGAUCAAGAACGGCAAGCACGUGUUGGUGGCCUACAUCAUGAAGCCCAAGGCAGGCUACGACUACUUGGCUACCGCUGCUCACUUUGCUGCUGAGUCCUCCACCGGCACCAACGUGAAUGUGUGCACCACCGAUGACUUCACCAAGUCGGUGGAUGCCCUGGUGUACUACAUCGAUCCUGACAACGAGGAGAUGAAGAUUGCGUACCCGAACUUGCUGUUCGACCGCAACAUCACUGAUGGCCGCGGCAUGAUGUGCUCCUUCCUGACCCUGGCCAUCGGCAACAAUCAGGGCAGCUUGGUUGCGCAGAUGUUGUAA